Bolinopsis microptera is the source of this 4210-nucleotide messenger RNA. RefSeq names its product E3 ubiquitin-protein ligase RNF123-like. Lineage: Eukaryota; Metazoa; Ctenophora; Tentaculata; Lobata; Bolinopsidae. The coding region runs from base 58 to 3597 and encodes 1179 amino acids. Gene Ontology annotation, cellular component: cytoplasm. The record is from RefSeq and is a predicted model, not a curated record. Gene Ontology annotation, molecular function: protein binding; ubiquitin-protein transferase activity. The transcript is spliced from 2 exons.
UAAUAUUUCAACAUUAUAAAAACCAUUUUUCUUGUAGCAAAUGGAAUUUGAGAACUAAUGGAUUCAUCUUUGGAGUCAGAUGAACUCAGUGGUGACCUGAGUGCUUCUCGUCACAUAGAGAUCCCAUCAUCAUCAAGAAGCAGUACGAGAGACGCUAAAAGACAGUUACGAAUCGUAGAGUCAACAGAGACGAUCAGAAGUACUCUAUCACCCGAGCUAUGUAGCAGCUUGUCAUUUGGGCCUUUGUCCUCCACUCACGAUCAGACAUGCUUCCUACAAGAGGUUUUCCCGUUCCUGUCCGUGCAGAAUGAUGACGAAUUUAACUCGGAGAAGCCUCUUAACUUCAAUAGCCUGGACCUACGCUUGAAGCAGUCCAUCUCUAUUCCAUCCUCAGUUGAUCAGUACAAAGAUAACGUAGUUGACAUGAAAAAAAGGGCUGAAGUGGACGGUGUCUUGGGGCCUGCUGUCGUUAGAAUGGACCCUGGCAGGUCAAUGGGCUACUUUGUGUACAGUCAAGAUAAACUGGAUAUUGAAGGGAAGUCUAAUUUCAGCACUUGUUGUGCCAACACUGCGCUCACCAAGGGAAGGUGGAUGUAUGAAGUCCUCCUGUUAAGCCGCGGAAUCAUGCAGUUAGGUUGGACCACGCCUAGCAGCUUUGCUAACUUCACUACACAGGAGGGUGUGGGAGAUACUGAGAACUCUUUUGCAUUCGACGGAAAGCGAAUCAAGAAGUGGAACAAAGGCGCGCACGAUUACGGAGAAGAGUGGAACGUGGGGGAUGUUAUUGGGUGCGCUAUUGAUCUGGACGUGGGUGAAGUGUCAUACUAUCGGAAUGGGGUGUCGCUUGGUGUUGCUUUCUCCAAUGUCAAAACAGGCACCAACUAUGCCUACUUCCCUGCAGUGUCUCUAUCCUUCGAGGAGCACAUCAGGAUCAACUUUGGAGAUCGACCAUUUAACUACAAAAUCGAUGAAUUUGAACCUAUACAGGCAUAUCCUGCUGAAGAGUUGUACUGUGUUGAUCAGUACCUCGUUUCAAUAAACAAUAUCCUGAAAAUUCACCUCAACUCUGCCAAACAGAGCAACUUAUAUUUCAAUCAAAUAAGCAUGGCACACAUAUUUGAUAAGAUCGGCCAUCUUCUUGGAAACCCUUACAUAAUCCACUCUCUCAUAGUGCCUUUCAUCACUGACAAAUGUCAGCUUCCUGAAAAGAGGGCAAAGUUCUUUGAAGCUCUAACAACGUUUUUGGAUGACUGGGAGUUGAAUCAUUUGGUGGACGAGCUGUUUCACACUGUUGCUCUCAUCUCUUACUGCUGCAUUUACUCCAACCAACCUACCCAGAAAAUACAACUGCUCCAGUUGGCGAUUGACAUGUUGGCAGACCCCAAGUUUAGCGACAUAAUAGUCAACUCGCCGCUAUUUGGGCACAGGUUCAUGCUCUUCUUACACUUCAAAGGUCCAGAUGGACAACUCCUCAGCUCUGUAGUUCCUCAUGCUUGGUGGCCAGGUAAUGAGGAACACAAGGAAUCAUUUGAUAACGCCACAAAGAACAUCUAUGGAGCUAUAAAACAAGUAGAAGCUAUGUUCGCCAAGAUGUUGGACAUUCUGAUUUCAGGGCGACAUCUCAAGAAGUUUUUAGCUUACUUAAAUGAAUUCAUCCAACAGAUAUUGGCAGUUGCAGUCUCUUUGUCAAACCUCCGGAACAUACCUAUCCAUCAGCAAGCCUUCAUGUCCAAUCUUUUUCUCGCUAUUUCAAGAUCCCUCGCCGAAAACACAACACACUUGUCUGCCUCGAAAGUAUUCAUCAAACCAGCUUAUUAUACAACGAAGAACAUGCAGUCAGACUUCUCAGACCUUCCAAGAGUAGGAGGCAACCACGGACAUUUGAGAAAAGAGCACAAAGAGUACCUGUCUAACCUGGAACAGGGAGAUGUAGAUGACAUGUCUCACAUUCUCAACAAUACUGCUCUUCUAUUCCACCUUGGAGUUUACCGGAGACUUCUUUCUGCUGACCUCUUCUGUAGAGAAAUGACAGACCACGCUGCACAUCUGAAAGCAGUACAGGAGAAAAUCAAGAAUUGUCCUGUUGAUGAGAAGGAAGUAUUGGAGGAUCUUAAACAGUGUGAAGCUGUGUUAGAGAAGGACACGAUUACUACCAGCAGAAUGACGGCCUGGAUCAAGACAGUUAUUCUCAGUGAGAAUAGAAUGAACGAUAUAAUUUGGAUGCUGAGGACAUUGCUGAGGUCUGUUGAUGUUGUGGAAGACGCUGCAUUCUACUUCAUGCCUGAGUUCUACAUGAUGGCUAUCCUGAACAUGUACAGGGCUCUGCAGGAGUGUUUUCCUCAGAAGGCUUUGAUGAGACACCGCCAGGCACCAGCUCUCUUCAGAGAACUUGCUCAUUUCUUUGCUAAACAUAUUUGCAAUCCUCUCAUCAAAUCUAUCGACGUGAAAGACCAUAUUCUUCAGUCCUCUGUGAUCUUUGUGAACUAUCCCCAAACACUCCAAGCUCUGGAACGCCUACCUGAGAUAGACUGUGGUAACUUCAUGAGUAGUAUUGUGGCUAACUACAGCAAGGCUAACUACGUCCACCUCUCCAGGAUGCUGAUUAGGUUCUGGAAGGGGCACGGGUUUGCUUACCGGGACCCACCCGAGUACUAUAACAAGAGACACGAGGUGUUGUUGCCUGGUGUACUUGCCGGCACUGCGAUGUACAUGAGUGUAUAUGAGAUCGAGCCUAACCCAUCAGUAAAAUACCAGAACUUGUUUAGCACAUUCCUCGCUCAGGGAGAAAAUGGAGCUAAGUUCAUCAACAUCGUUUUUAACCAGCUCAACUCAUGUCUCACCGAAUUCAUGAAUUCUCGCAAAGACAUUAGAAAGAACCACAAUACCUAUACCUCCCUGGUGGAGCGGAGUUGUUUGAUGUGGUACGAUCUCACGAUAAUACUUGUGAGGUUCCUGGAGAUGAUCUCGGCACUCUCUCCCCAGGUUAUGAUCGCUAAUCCUGAGUCCAUGGCUUAUGAUCCGACUCCUGAAAUAAACAUGGAGCGAUUAGUCCAGCUUGUGAUCCAAAUCAUGAGCAGGAACAAGCAGCUAGUCAUGACAGAGGAGUUCUUCAUCAUUCAGAGAUUCAGCACCAUUGAUAUCUUGAAACUGAACUGCGCAGUUACUGGAAUAGUCGUACAUCUCCACAGAAAUGCACCGCAUUUGACGGAUAUCUUUUUAAAGAAGCUGAUUUCAGAAAGAGGAUUCGAUAUGCUCGUUUUCCAGAACUUUAUCAAAGCCACUAUAUCAGUCGGGCAAAGAAGGUCACGAUCAGAUUUCGAUUACAUCACAGUAACAGAAAUCCAAGAAGUUGAAAACCUUCUCAGUAAGAUAGAAGAACUUCACAGAUCGUUGAUGGUUGAAUCUAGGCAAUCAACAAUAGCAGAGGAUGAUUUGUGUCCAAUCUGUUAUGACAAAUGCAUAUCGGCGGUCUUUAAUCCAUGUGGACAUAAAUCUUGCAGGGCAUGUAUAACCAUGCACCUUUAUAAUUCUAAAGAAUGCUUCUUCUGCAAAACUAACAUUGAUAACAUUAGCGACCUGGGUGGUGCUAUAUCAUGACGAAAACUGAUCAUAACGAGGAAAAUGUCAAAUUAGUGUUGAAAUGUUGGGAUUGUUAUGCGAUGUGGUGAUAAUGAGGAGAUAAGACUGAAUAGAGAGAAGAUAAGACUGAACUGGGACUACAACACAGUACCCCACUGUGUACAGCUACUCAGCUGAAUAAUAUGUUAUUGAUAAGUUGUUUAAAUGUGCUUUAAGUUUUAUAACUACAACAUAAUAACUUUUGAGGCCAGAUUAUAAAACAUUCGAUUCAUUGUUUCCAUUUGCCAUCUUAUGAUCAACGCACCAGUUUUAGUUCGUUAAGAAAGAAUUUGCGUUAGAUAUAAUGUAAUUACCUGUGUUAACCCUGUAUAUGCAAUAGGAGCUUCAUCUAACCGCAAUAUAUGUUGGCUUUUUUGUUUGUUUAGACCUGUUUGAAGGUAUUCGGUGACCUUUUCAAGACAUAAUGAGUACUGUACUAUAAUGAGGGUUUGUGAAAAUAUCGUUCCUUUUCCGCCAUGGAGUUAACGUCAAAGAUUUAAAUUUUAGUAAUACUUAAUUUUACUUAAUUUUUGGAGCAGGCUGCUGAUAAUUUUGUGUUAACAUGUUCUAUAUUUGAUUGCAGUACUGAAAA